UGAUGGCGGCACUUCUAAAAUGUUCGCACAUUUUUCGGAAUAUUCGACAAAUAUACUCCCUACCAAAGCAUUCAGUUUUGUUCAUCUUGCUCGAGACAAAACUCCCAUAUAUAUCCAUAUGUCAACAUUCAACCUUCUCCAAACGUUCACACACCUGUGGUGAACUGAGUUUGAAUGAUGUCGGAAAGGAAGUUACCCUAUAUGGCUGGGUUAAGUUCAAGAGGAUGGACACAUUUAUCAUACUGCGUGAUGCCUAUGGAAUCACGCAGCUUGUACUACCUAAAGAUCAAGGCGACCCACUUCACAGGUUAUUGUCCAUCCAGCAAUAUGAGAACGUCUUGGAGGUGAAAGGAACAGUACAAGCCAGACCACCAGGUCAAGAAAAUAAGAAACUACAAACUGGAGAGAUUGAAAUUAUAGUCAAAAAUGCCAAGGUGCUAAAUGAGCGAAAACGAGAUCUGCCUUUUGAGAUAAAAGAAUUCCAUAAGGUGAAGGAGCCCCUAAGACUUGAGUAUCGCUUCCUCGACCUACGUCAGAGCCAGAUGCAGGCCAAUCUUCGGUUACGCUCACAGAUGAUGAUGAAGAUUAGAGAAUUUUUGUGUAACCAACAUGGGUUUGUUGAUGUGGAAACUCCUACUUUAUUCCGACGAACUCCGGGGGGUGCUAGAGAAUUUGUUGUGCCUUCCAAACAUCCGGGCAAAUUCUACUGCCUGCCUCAAAGUCCUCAGCAAUUCAAACAGUUGCUGAUGGCAGGUGGAAUAGAUCGGUACAUGCAGAUUGCAAGAUGUUAUAGGGAUGAGUCUCACAGACCUGAUAGGCAACCAGAAUUUACACAGCUGGAUAUUGAGAUGUCAUUUGUGAGCCAGGAGGAUAUACAGAGACUGAUGGAAGAGUUGAUUGGGUUUUGUUGGCCGGAAACCAGGCGAAAACCAAGAAUUCCUUUCGCCAAGAUGACAUAUCAUGAUGCUAUGAAAUAUUAUGGGAUUGAUAAGCCAGAUACGAGAUUUGAAAUAAAGCUCUGUAAUAUCACUUCAACAAUAAAACAUUCUGGAUUGAGUGUAUUUGAGGAUUUGUUAAAGGAUGAGAAUGCUACUGUCCAGGCCAUCAACAUCAAGGAAGGGAAUAAAUAUUUCAAAAAGAAGGAUAUAACAGAACUCAGUGAUGUCUAUACGCAAGCCACAAUAGACGUAAAUGGUUCAGGACCUAUAGAAAAGGUACCAACGAGCGUUAUCCGAGUGAAGGAAGAUGGCAACUGGCAGGGCCCGAUAACCAAACACAUGUCCAAAGAGACGAUUGGAGAAUUGAAGGACGUCUUACAGAUUGAGCCACAUGAUGUCAUAGUCUUCGCAGCUGGCAAAACAAAUGAAACUUGCAAAGUAAUGGGCAAGAUUCGACUAAAGGCUGCUGACCUUUUGGAAGAGAAAGGCCUCACCCUCCGAGAUCCUACUGCCGAUAACUUCCUGUGGGUCCAAGGUUUCCCAUUGUUCCUGCCGAGGGAGGAUGGUCAAGAGGGCCUGGAAUCAGUUCAUCACCCAUUCACUGCUGCUCAUCCCGAUGAUGCUCAUCUCUUGAAGACACAACCAGAAAAGAUUCGCAGCCAGCAUUAUGAUCUUGUCUUGAAUGGCCAGGAGAUAGGAGGUGGUAGUAUACGAAUCCACGACUCUGAAUUACAGAAGUAUGUCCUCGAGGAAGUUCUUAAGGAGGAUUCAAGUCAGUUGAGUCACUUGCUAGAAGCUCUGGAGUUUGGCUGCCCUCCUCAUGGCGGAAUAGCUCUAGGUCUGGAUCGUCUCUUUGCGAUAGUUUGUGGUGCCAAGAGUAUACGAGACGUGAUCGCAUUCCCCAAGUCCCUGGACGGCAAGGACCUGCUGAGCAAAGCCCCAACAAGUAUAUCACAGGACGAAAUGGACUAUUAUCAUAUCGCUUCAAAGGAUUGAGAUCAGUGAUUCGACACCAUGGCAAAUUGUCAAUAAACGGUUAGGCUACUAGAUAUGAACAGAGCAAGAGACAAACUCUGCAGUGUGCAGGCUAAAAUGACAUGAAAUUGUUGAAAGGGAGGAUUAUAACAAUCUUGAUUAAAAAUAACUAAUAUUUGUACUUUAUUGUUAUUUGUCUUCAUCAGAAUGUUCGACGAAAAGACAUUUUGCUCCUGUAAAUGUAACCGUUACUGAUCACUGUAUUCUGGUUGUGACUUUGUCUCGAGAAAACCACUUUGAGACAAAUGGAAAUAUUAAAUAAUCCGCGCUUCAAAAG
Molecule: messenger RNA, 2250 nt
Organism: Lineus longissimus
Lineage: Eukaryota; Metazoa; Nemertea; Pilidiophora; Heteronemertea; Lineidae
Product: aspartate--tRNA ligase, mitochondrial-like
Exons: 16
Coding region: 3-1934 (643 amino acids)
Biological process (GO): aspartyl-tRNA aminoacylation
Cellular component (GO): cytoplasm
Molecular function (GO): nucleic acid binding; aspartate-tRNA ligase activity; ATP binding
Source: RefSeq, a predicted model, not a curated record